Molecule: messenger RNA, 3334 nt
Organism: Octodon degus (degu)
Lineage: Eukaryota; Metazoa; Chordata; Mammalia; Rodentia; Octodontidae
Gene: Capn6
Product: calpain 6
Exons: 12
Coding region: 18-1943 (641 amino acids)
Biological process (GO): proteolysis
Cellular component (GO): cytoplasm
Molecular function (GO): calcium-dependent cysteine-type endopeptidase activity
Source: RefSeq, a predicted model, not a curated record
AGGCGUAGUUUGGCAUUAUGAGUCCUCCAUUGAAGCUCUUCAAAAAUCAGAAAUACUAUGAACUGAAACAGGAAUGCAUCAAAGAUGGUCAGCUUUUCUGUGAUCCAACCUUUCUGCCUGAGAAUGAUUCUCUUUUUUACAACCGACUGCUUCCAGGCAAAGUGAUAUGGAAACGGCCCCAGGACAUCUGCGAUGACCCCCGUCUGAUUGUUGGCAACAUCAGCAACCACCAGCUGAUCCAGGGCAGACUGGGGCACAGUUCGAUGAUUCCUGCAUUUUCCUGUUUGGCUGUUCAUGAGUCUCUCUGGACAAAGGCAAUUCCCAACCACAGGGAACAGGAAUGGGAUUCUCGAAAAGCAGAUAAAUAUGCUGGAAUAUUUCGCUUUCGUUUCUGGCAUUUUGGAGAGUGGACAGAGGUGGUGAUUGAUGACUUGCUGCCAACCAUCAAUGGCGAUCUGGUCUUCUCCUUCUCCACUUCCAUGAAUGAAUUUUGGAAUGCUUUACUGGAAAAAGCAUAUGCAAAGCUUCUGGGUUGUUAUGAGGCCCUAGAUGGUUUGACCACCAGUGAUAUCAUUGUGGACUUCACGGGCACAUUGGCGGAAACUGUUGACAUGAAGAAGGGGAGAUAUACUGAACUUGUUGAGGAGAAGUACAAGCUGUUUGGAGAACUGUACAAAACAUUCACCAAAGCUGGUCUGAUCUGCUGCUCCAUUGAGGCUCCCAAUCAGGAGGAACAAGAAGUUGAAACUGAUUGGGGUCUACUAAAGGGUCAUACCUACACCAUGACUGAUAUUCGCAAGAUUCGUCUUGGAGAGAGACUUGUGGAAGUCUUCAGUGCUGAGAAGCUGUACAUGGUUCGCCUGAGGAAUCCUAUGGGAAGACAGGAAUGGAGUGGCCCCUGGAGUGAAAUUUCUGAAGAGUGGCAGCAGCUGACUUUAGAAGAUCGCAAGAACCUGGGACUUGUUAUGUGUGAUGAUGCAGAGUUUUGGAUGAGCCUGGAAGACUUUUGCCGCAACUUUCACAAAUUGAAUGUCUGUCGCAAUGUGAAUAAUCCUGUUUUCGGCCACAAGGAGCUGGAAUCGGUGCUGGGAUGCUGGACUGUGGAUGAUGAUCCUCUAAUGAACCGUUCUGGAGGCUGCUAUAACAACCGUGAUACUUUCUUGCAGAAUCCUCAGUACAUCUUCACUGUGCCUGAGGAUGGACACAAGGUUAUCAUGUCACUGCAACAGAAGGAAACGCGCACUUACCGCAGAGUGAGAAGACCUGACAAUUACAUCAUUGGCUUUGAGCUCUUCAAAGUGGAGAUAAACCGCAAAUUCCGCCUCCACCACCUCUACAUCCAGGAGCGCGCUGGGACUUCCACCUAUAUUGACUCUCGGACCGUGUUUCUGAGCAAGUACCUGAAGAAGGGAAAUUAUGUGCUUGUUCCUACCAUGUUCCAACAUGGCCGCACAAGUGAAUUUCUCCUGAGAAUCUACUCUGAAGUGCCCGUUCAGCUCAGGGAACUGACUAUGGACAUGCCCAAGAUGUCCUGCUGGAACUUGGCACGUGGCUACCCCAAAGUAGUUACCCAGAUCACAGUUCACAGUGCUGAGGGCCUGGAGAAGAAACAUGACAAUGAAAUUGUAAACCCGUAUUUGAUCAUUAAGUGUGGAAAGGAGGAAGUUCGUUCACCUGUUCACAAGAAUACUGUAAAUGCCAUUUUCGACACCCAGGCCAUUUUCUACAGAAGGACUACUGACAUUCCUAUUAUAGUCCAGGUUUGGAACAGACAAACAUUCUUUGACCAGUUCUUGGGGCAGGUUACUCUGGAUGCUGAUCCCAGUGACUGCCGUGAGCUGAAGUCUCUCUACCUGCGUAAAAAGGGUGGUCCAAAUGCCAGCGUCUCGCAAGGCCUCAUCACCUUCCAGAUUAUUUCCAGUGAUGAUCUCACUGAGCUCUAGAUCUUCAAUUGCAGAGAAUCCUGACAGAAUUUAUCAUCCUUUUAUUUUAUGUCAGGUGCCAAGAUUUAUAAUUAUUGAAAGAAAUUCACAAUAACUUUACUCUUUCUGAUAAUUUCCCAUACCUCCUGAUCCAAGUAGCAGCAGUAGCUACAUAACCUAUAUACCUCCAGCAGAUGGGCAGGGGGAGGUGACAGUCCUAUCUAGAGAUCAUAUACACAUUUGCCAAGAAAAGAUCUUUGGGGAUUCCGGAGGUGAGAUUCAGGCAGGACAGUAAUGAGAGCCUGGACACUUUACAGGUGUCUUCGUUGUUUUCAGUUGUCUGAUAUGUCUUUCCUGUAGGACAUGUUGAGGAAGGAGGAGGGAUGAUCGAGGCCAAGCCGGUCUAGCCUGACAACCCAGCUCCUGCAGACUUUCCAGUAGCAUUUUAUCCAGCAGCCAAAAAAAAAGCUGACUUUAAGGUUCCCACCCUUACUAUCACCACCACGACCACCACCACCACGACCACCAUCACUACCACCACCACCACCCUCACCACCACCACCUUCACCACCACAGCUAUCCUCACCACCUCCGGAAAGUAUAGUCCUGCCCUCAUCCAAGUCACCCCCCACAGUAAGUUUUACAUUCAUGUUGAGCAAGCUUCCUAGGUGCUUAAUCAAGAACUGGGGUUCAAUGAGGCCUACACAGUGAAAAGAGCCUGAGCUUGAGCUCAACAGAAGCCAGCUGUACAUCAUAAGAGGGAAUAGUGCAAGAAGCUGCAGUGGGAGACAAAGCCUCAGUCCCCCACCACCCACACACAGCUACACUCACACAUAUGCAUGCGGGAGUGCACAAACUACCAUUCAGGCAGGUCAGUGGGCAAAAAUGAGAGCAAGUGAAGUAUCACACACUCUGAAAAGCUGAGCAGAUCCAAUCAAGCAUAGUAUAGCCAGUUUGGGGUCCCUGACUGCAAUGUGAAACCUCUUGCUGCUGCUAAGUUUACAAAUAAGCCCCCUGUCCUGCGCCUCCUAAUAUAGGUACUGAAGGUCCCACGGGGGUGUUUGUUUGCCCUCUGUUUUCUAGUACUUCUACAAAAUUUUCUCUAGAGUCGGUCAUUAGAGAAUGUUCUUUCAUCUUCACCUAUCAAUAGUUUACCCUUCAGGGCUCAGCAUAAAUACCACCUCCUUCAUGAAACCCUCCCUACUCCCAUCUCAAACACCACCUCUAGCAAUAUUUUAAUGCUUCUGUAAUGAUGAAAAACCAAUGUAGCUGUAGUAGUUAAUCUAGCCUGAUAUGCAUUCAUUUUAAAAAAUAUAUUUGGUAAUUUUUUUCACUUCACUCAUUUUCUAUGAUAUUUUCUGGUCUAUGUAACUUCCACAGUGCCUUCACCAAACUGCCUUAAUGUAAACCAA